CCAGCAGAAGCUCCGGAACUCUCACCCCCUGGCCUGCCUCUGCCCCGUCUGUGCCCACGGAACAGCCAUGAGAAGGCAGCUCCGGUCCAGAAGGGCUCCGGCCUCUCCUUAUGCUUAUCGCUACAGACUUGAUGAUCAGGAUGAAGUGAACCAGAACUACUUAGCAGAUGAAGAGGAAGAAGCUGAAGAAGAGGCUCGGGUGAUGGUGGUACCCAAUUUGGAGGAGGAGGAGGAAGAAGAGGAGGAGGAGGAAGAGGAGGAGAUAGAAGAGAAGGAAAAGGAGGAGGAAAAGGGUCAAGGUCAGCCAGCAGGCAAUGCUUGGUGGCAGAGAUGGCAGAUCGUGAGCGAAUACCUGUGGGAUCCGGAGAAAAGGAUGUCUCUGGCCCGAACAGGUCAGAGUUGGAGCCUGAUCUUAGUCAUUUACUUCUUCUUCUAUGCCUCCCUGGCCGCUGUCAUCACCCUCUGCAUGUACACGCUAUUUCUGACCAUCAGUCCCUACAUGCCGACCUUCACUGAGAGGGUGAAGCCUCCUGGAGUUAUGAUUAGACCCUUCGCCCAUAGCCUUAACUUCAACUUCAACGUUUCUGAACCUGACACUUGGCAGCAUUAUGUCAUUAGCCUAAAUGGCUUUCUCCAGGGUUACAAUGACAGUCUUCAAGAGGAGAUGAAUGUAGAUUGUCCCCCGGGGCAGUACUUCAUCCAAGAUGGCGAUGAGGAUGAAGACAAGAAGGCCUGCCAAUUUAAGCGCUCCUUCCUGAAGAACUGCUCGGGCUUGGAGGACCCUACUUUUGGCUACUCUACUGGACAGCCGUGCAUCCUUCUAAAGAUGAACCGGAUUGUAGGCUUUCGUCCUGAGCUUGGGGAUCCUGUGAAGGUGUCCUGCAAAGUUCAGAGAGGCGAUGAAAAUGACAUCCGAUCCAUCAAUUACUACCCAGAGUCGGCUUCUUUUGACCUUCGCUACUACCCUUACUAUGGCAAACUGACUCACGUUAACUACACCUCCCCGCUGGUGGCAAUGCACUUUACAGAUGUGGUGAAGAACCAAGCGGUGCCCGUCCAGUGCCAGCUGAAGGGCAAGGGCAUCAUAAAUGAUGUCAUCAAUGAUCGUUUUGUGGGUAGGGUGAUCUUUACUCUGAACAUAGAAACCUAAGAACUUUGCGGGGCGCUCCCACUAGUUCUGUUUCUGUUUUACUUCAUGUACCCCCUGGUAGUACCUGAAUUCCUUUUCUUCGCUCAGGACACAGCCAGAUGGACACCUAAGACAGCAGAUCAUCUUUCCUUGCCUUUGACAUAUGUAUGAAAUGACAUUGUGGGAUUGAUUUUUUAAAGGUAGUCUCUCCUGAUGACAAAUAGAUGAUGUUAAUUUCCUUUCCCCCUACUUAAAACUAAAACCCAUUCUUGCUGCUAGAAGUCUCACCAUAGUGUAAACAUAGUAUCUGAUAAAAUUCACAAGAGUCAUGAAGGAGAAUAUCUAUGAUGAUUUUAAAUUCAUCGUGUUUUGUAAAAUUUUGUUGUUUUUAGAGGUGAGAUUCCUCCCAACCAGGCUGAUAACCUUUAAAAAAAAAAAAAAAUUUUUUUUUUCUUAACCUGCCUGACAAGUUCCUUCCCUGGGAAUCACCAAUCAGACCAACUCAGAAUACACCUAGGGCUACCAUACCUAGAGAACUCUAUAUCCAAGGGUGCUUGAGGAACUGGCUGCCUCAAAAGGGCAACUAAAUAAUACUGAUUUGAAGACUAGGUUAUCUUCAGCUGGGACAGAAAGCAGUGCUAACUGGAUAUCGUUCUGGAAUAGAAAUGAACACCUUUCCUAUGACUUUUUUGGGGAGGUGGGGUCCAUAGCAACUGGGGAGAAUACUUACCAUGUGGAUGUGAUUGGCAUUUGAUUCCUUGCUCUGUGGUGUGAUCAUCCAAAGGCAAACAUGCCUACACACGGGUUUGUCUCAGCUUCAGGCAAAGGAGAAAACAAGGAAGAUCUCCACCAGCUAAUUAUUCUUGGGCUAUAUGCUUGACAGUAGUAUAAUGUUCUUCGAGACCAUCUGGGAUGGGCAUGUUGAGCCCCAGCUACAGCUCUAGGGAUUGAAAUCACGGUCUGCCAACUGAUACACAGUAAGACAGAAAGCUCCCGCCAGGCCACCCAAAAUCCAAGGCCCAUUGCCAGUGUUUCAUUUGCCUAGAAAACGUGGGGCAGAUGUUUAUCCAGGUUGUGGAUCAGCCAGGCUGCUUUGUCUUAUCUUUGGCCACGCGACCAUUCCACUGCUUCUUAACACCUCCACCAGGGGGAGGGCUGGGACAAGGAGAAAAAGUGAGCAUUAGAGAAUUGCAUAGUGUCUCGGGGUCCAAAGUUAAGCUUCAGUGCCACCUAGAAGCACCCAGAGUCUGAAUCUCCUCUAUAAUGUUUAUCUUCUCCCGAAACAGGGAACUGGCAGUCUGGUAGUGAAGACAAACAAGCAAAGAAGUAACUAUGAACUAGCAUGACGACUUAUACAACUAGUAUGUGGAAAUGGGAACAUGAGGAAAAGUAACUAACUUGAACUGAGAAAGUAGCAGAGGAAAUUUCACAUGCAAAGUCACAAUCAUGAAAGAGCACAGUGUGUUUGGGUAACUGGGAGCAGUUCGUGUAACUGGAGUGUAAGGGGCUCAGAGGAAUGGCCGGGAGUGGCAGGGGAUUGGGCUAGAGAGGUAUAGAGGUACCGAAAGAGGACUUUGAGUUUAAUCCAGGAGAUGAAAAGGAGUCAUUAAAGUAUUUUAAGCAGGGAAGCUCUGUGAUCAUAUUUGCACUUUAGAAAGAGCACUUUGGCAGCUACAGUGUGAAGGGUGGGUUGGAGAGGGCAAGACUGGGCAAUGAGGGAGAAGGAGGAGUCAAGAAUGGCUCCAAAGUUUUGAACUUGGCUAGAACCAGCGUGAUGGUGAUAUUGUUGAUCGAGGCUGGGAAUCCAAGAGAGAAGCAAGAUUGGAGAGCAAGAUGUGAUCAAUUUCAAGCUUGUGAUUCCUACUGGUCAGACACCGAUGUCGAGACGUCAACACAAGUGGGGUUGGGGAGAAGGAACUCUGAGAACAAAAGCAACAUUUGCUUAAGUGAACCUUCUUAAGAAAUUCUAAGCUAUUUAAUCUGGGGAACUCGAGCCAGUUAUGUAAACACACCACACCAGUCUAGUCUCUCGGAGAGUGUUUUUCUCUUUUGCUCGGGGCCCAAAGCACUGCGGCUGCUCUUUGGAAUCUCCUUCCGGCUUUCCAACUCUUGUCAACAGAGUAGAGGGAAGGCGACCUCUGCUAACAAGUGAUAGAAGAUAUUCGACAGCAGAUCUGUGGAAAAUACAAAAAAACCCCAAUGAAACUGUCUCCUCCCAACCCCUGUCCUUACCAAAUUCCGUUUCCAAAGCUAAUCAAGAACGAAAUACCUGAAGACGGUAACUUUAAAACCAUUUCAAGAUUACCUCAAAUAAUCAAACUCUCAAAAUUCAGUAGUAAAAGAUAAUAGAACAUUAGAUCUGGAAAGGAUACUAGAGUGUUUAGAGAAAACAACCUGCAUUGCAUCUGACUCCAGGUCCAGUGCUCUUUCUACUCUGAGCUGCUGCUUACCAGGAAGAACCAUCUUUUUAAAAAUCAAUGGAUGAUACCCCAAACAUUUUGAAACAUAUGUCAAAUUUGAGUUAGAAUAGUUAACAUUUCACAGGAAUUCAACUACUGGUGCUAUAUUUUAUACAUAAUACAUUAUCCUGUUAAAUACGUUGACUAUUACACAGACAAGGAAUUAUGACUCUUUUGUCAUACAGUAUUUCUCAUUCAGUGGAAUCUAUUGUAUCCACAGUUUCCAAGCAGUAUUGAAUAGUACUAGGAUGGUUUGGGUUGUCAGAUGGGACAUGAAAAAACAGCUUUAUCACACCGAACUGGAAAUUAUAUACUCACUAAAAUGGAAUUCUAGCAGUUCAAUAAACUUCUGGUGGAUUAAUCUAAAUCUUCCCCCAUACUGUUUCAUACCGGGAUUUGAUUUGUAUACCAUCUGUUGCAAUGCACUUGGUUUUACUUGAUUGUCAAUGAGAAUUACUACUUCCAAAUGCCUUCGUGGUCUUGUCCAUGCUAGAUUUAUGAUUUCUCACCCCUCUGAAAUCACUAUCCUAAAGUUAACUUUUCUUAGGCAUCUAUCUGCUGGGACUCUUCAUGUAGAAAACAUUAUUAUUGUAUUGAAUUGUUGACAACAAUAAAUUGAAAUAAAAAAAGGAG
Molecule: messenger RNA, 4221 nt
Organism: Leptonychotes weddellii (Weddell seal)
Lineage: Eukaryota; Metazoa; Chordata; Mammalia; Carnivora; Phocidae
Gene: ATP1B4
Product: ATPase Na+/K+ transporting family member beta 4
Biological process (GO): regulation of DNA-templated transcription; potassium ion transport; sodium ion transport
Cellular component (GO): nuclear inner membrane; sodium:potassium-exchanging ATPase complex
Source: RefSeq, a predicted model, not a curated record